AUGUGUUGGAUUCAAGAGGGCGUGGAUUUGGACGCAUUUGCAUACCAUGUGCUGUUGAAUUCACUAGUCGAUGUGGGCUAUUUUGACGUUGUGGAAAUGGUGGUGAAGCAUAUUAGAGUCCGGGCAAUUCAGAAUGAGGUAACACAUUCGAUGAUGAUGAAGAGUUUCUGUAAGCAGAAUGAGUUGGAGAGGGCUGAAAACAAGGAUAAUCAGUUUGAGAAGGCUGCAUUAUUGAUUGAGGAGUUCCAUAAAAUGAAUUUGGUUUCGAUGGAGUAUGCAUACAGCGUGUGGAUUAGGGACCUUGUUAAGGCUGGGAAAUUGGAUGGGGCAUUGGAGUUUUUGAAGGAUAAACAAUUAGUCGAGGGUUAUGUUCCUGAUGUUUUUCGUUAUAACUCAUUGAUUUGUAGGCUUUUGAUUGAGAAUAGGCUUAUUGAGGUGUGCGAUUUAUUGAUGGAGAUGAAGGGAAGUGGAAUAUUACCUAAUGAUGUCAUAAUGAAUGCAACAUUGUGCUUCUUAUGCAAGGCUGGAAUGAUGGAUGUUGCCAUGGAUUUAUAUGAUUCGAGGGCAGCGUUUGGCCGUUCUGUGAGUUGCAUGGCUUAUAAUUAUCUUAUAAAUACUCUAGUGGGGGAUGAUACUGUUGAUGAAGCAUAUCGUGUGUUGAGAAAUUCAAUAGAACAUGGUUAUUUCCCUGGAAAAAAGACCUUCUCCAUUAUUUCUAAUGCUCUUUGCAGAGAAGGAAAGCUCGAUAAGAUGAAAGAGUUGGUUCUUGUUGCAUUAGACCUGAAUAUCAUGCCCAAUGACUUGACUUAUUAUAAGUUCAUAUCAGCUCUCUGUAGGGCCAAGAUAGUUGAAGAUGUUUACUUGGUUCAUGGCCAGCUUAACCGAUUGAAUAAAGUUGCUUCUAGGAGUACAUAUGUUCACCUGAUCAAUAGUUUUAACAAGUUGAGUAUAGGAGAUAUUGCUGCUAGAUCACCCAUAGAAAUGCAAGAAAAAGGUUAUCACCCUAAAAGGAAAUUGUAUAGAGACGUGAUUUGCCGUUUAUGUCAAACGGAUGAUAUAGAGAAGCAAGUUUUUAGAUUGCUAAAGAUGCAGCUGGCUCGGCUGCAGCCUAGUUCACCUAUUUACAAUUUCUUCAUUGAUGGUGCUGGGCACGCCAGAAAACCUGAGCUGGCUAGGCAAGUAUAUGAAGUGGUCUCUUACCAGACUUGA
Fraxinus pennsylvanica is the source of this 1209-nucleotide messenger RNA. The record is from the annotation of a GenBank genome assembly. Lineage: Eukaryota; Viridiplantae; Streptophyta; Magnoliopsida; Lamiales; Oleaceae.